CUGUAUCUGCAGCCUCCCUCCAGCCCCAGGAGCGUUUCUCCCCCCACAUGCAGCAGGAUUUGUCAUUCCCUGGGCGUGUCUGGAUGGAGGAGGAGGAAAAGCCCCGGAGAUGCUGCAGGAGGAGGAGCUGCAAACCCAGCCCAGGGAGCUGCGGGGAGGAAAGAGCCCCCCUGAGCCAGGAAGGCGGGCGGAGAUCCAGCCGGAGCUCGGAGCUGGUGGAGGAGCCUCAUGGCAGGGAGAAGCCCCACAAGUGCUUGGAAUGUGGGAAGGGUUUCAGUCGGAGCUACCACCUGAUCGAGCACCAGAGGAUCCACACUGGGGAGAGGCCCUAUGAGUGCUUGGAAUGUGGGAAGGGUUUCAGUCGGAGCUCCCACCUGAUCGAGCACCAGAGGAUCCACACAGGGGAGAGGCCCUACGAGUGUGGGGAGUGUGGGAAGAGGUUUCGGACCAGCUCCCAUCUCCUCAGACAUGAGCGGAGUCACACAGAGGAGAGGCCCUUCCGCUGCCCCGACUGCGGGAAGGGCUUCAAGCUAAACUCCAACCUCACCAUGCACCGGCGCAUCCACACCGGGGAGAGGCCCUACGAGUGUGGGAAGUGUGGGAAGGGUUUCAGAGACAUGUCUGGCCUGAUCGAGCACCAGGUGAUCCACACUGGGGAGAGGCCCUACGAGUGCUUGGAAUGUGGGAAGAGCUUUGGGCAGAGCUCAAACCUGAGAGCACACCAGCGCAUCCACACUGGGGAGAGGCCCUACGAGUGUCCCCAGUGUGGGAAGAGGUUUCGGACCAGCUCCCAUCUCCUCCUACAUGAGCGGAUUCACACAGAGGAGAGGCCCUUCCGCUGCCCCGACUGCGGGAAGGGCUUCAAGCUAAACUCCCACCUCACUGAGCACCGGCGCAUCCACACCGGGGAGAGGCCCUACGAGUGUGGGGAGUGUGGGAAGAGCUUCUCACAGAGAUCAACCUUGACCCAACACCAACGGAGGCACCAGUAGGGAAGCCCUGUGAGUGCCCCGAGUGAGGGAAGAGCUUGGAGUGAGGGAAGAGAGUGAGGGAAGAGAGUGAGGGAAGAGCUUGGAGUGAGGGAAGAGAGUGAGGGAAGA
Messenger RNA from Taeniopygia guttata (zebra finch), 1100 nucleotides. The record is from RefSeq and is a predicted model, not a curated record. NCBI's taxonomy places the organism in Eukaryota, Metazoa, Chordata, Aves, Passeriformes, Estrildidae.